AAUCUUGGAAGAGUCGUUGCCGCCGAGCGCCCGAGCGGUCAUCCGUCUGUUGGUUUUUCGAAAGCGUAAAGGAGUGGUACGAGUGGUAAGAAGGAACGCGUGAAUUGUCAGAGAAAUUGUAGGAAAAUGGGGGGCGAGGAAGGAUUGGGUGUGACUACCGGCCAGCCGAAUCUUUACAAGCAGGAUCUAUCGAAACUCGAUACUAGCAAAUUAACUCCCUUGUCGCGUGAAGUGAUCAGUAGGCAAGCUACAAUCAAUAUUGGCACCAUCGGGCACGUGGCACAUGGAAAAUCGACGAUAGUAAAAGCUAUUUCGGGAGUACAGACAGUUCGUUUCAAGAAUGAAUUAGAAAGAAACAUCACUAUCAAGCUUGACGCGGCGGAUGGUUGCAGUGGCGAAUUGGCAGAUAUAGCUGGUGGUGUAGAUAGCAGAACGCCGGCCGUUUGCAAAAAACGACAUCUCUCCCCUGCUGGAGGAUACGCGAACGCGAAGAUUUACGAGUGCGACAAUCCAAAGUGUCCUCGGCCUGGGCGCUACAUAUCCGGUGGAUCCAGUAAAGAUGAUUCGUUUCCCUGCCUGCGCCAGGUUUGUCCAGGAAGGUUUCAGUUGGUCCGCCACGUCUCCUUCGUCGAUUGUCCGGGACACGAUAUUCUUAUGGCAACUAUGCUGAACGGGGCGGCUGUUAUGGACGCAGCUCUGCUUCUAAUCGCUGGCAACGAAUCCUGUCCGCAACCUCAAACGUCGGAGCACUUGGCGGCUAUCGAAAUUAUGAAAUUGAAGCACAUCGUCAUUUUGCAAAACAAGAUCGACUUGGUGAAAGAAGCUCAAGCGAAGGAACAAUAUGAGCAGAUUCUCAAGUUUAUUCAAGGCACAGUGGCAGAAGGCGCGCCGAUAAUUCCAAUUUCGGCACAAUUAAAGUACAACAUCGAAGUACUGUGCGAGUACAUUACGAAAAAGAUUCCAGUACCGAUGCGAGAUUUUACAUCGGAGCCGCGGCUGAUCGUUAUCCGAUCCUUCGACGUGAACAAACCAGGUUGCGAAGUGGACGACUUGAAGGGCGGCGUCGCUGGUGGUAGUAUCCUACGGGGAGUAUUAAAGGUCGGCAUGGAGAUUGAAGUUCGUCCAGGAUUGGUAUCCAAGGAUAGCGAAGGAAAACUUACUUGUCGCCCGAUAUUCUCGCGCAUCGUAUCUCUGUUUGCCGAACAGAACGAAUUGCAGUUCGCUGUGCCGGGCGGUCUAAUCGGUGUCGGAACUAAGAUCGAGCCCACUCUGUGCCGUGCUGAUCGUUUGGUCGGUCAAAUUCUUGGUAGCGUCGGCGCGCUGCCCCAGAUAUUCAUUGAGCUGGAAAUCUCGUACUAUCUCUUGAAACGUUUGUUGGGUGUGAGAACCGAGGGCGAUAAAAAGGGCGCGAGAGUACCGAAGCUAUCGAGAGGAGAAGUGUUAUUAGUGAAUAUUGGGUCCUUGAGCACUGGUGGCAGAGUACUGGCUACUCGUGCCGACUUGGCCAAAAUAAGUCUGACGAAUCCCGUGUGCACGGAGAUCGACGAGAAGAUUGCACUAUCCAGACGCGUAGAGAAGCAUUGGCGUUUAAUCGGAUGGGGACAAAUUUGUGGUGGUCAGACGAUAGAUCCUAUUCUCGAUCGAAAGUAAUCAUGGCGAUCGAAAAUGAUUCUGGACGCUGAUUUUCUCAAAGGAUCAAAAUAUUUGUACAAUUUAUUGGCAAUGCCGCAGUUGGCCUCAUCGGUUGUUCGAAACAUUUCUAAUAAAUAUACGAUUUGAUCCUAAAGUAGUAUUUCAAUCUUUACAGCGAAUAAGUACGAAAAUAUUUGCCAAGUGUAUCGAAAGAUUCGAUAAAUGAAUUUAUUUUGUCAAACACUUAAAGGAAAUGUAGAUUAAUCACAAAAAUGUAAAUCAUUAAUUUAUUUUUACCGCAAUAUUGGGAACGUUAUUAUAAGUAAGAUUUGUCAUCUUACAAGUAGAUACCAGCAGCAACAAAAACAACAACUUUCUUCUUUUUCUUUUUACGUUAACAUGGUGAAACGUUUCUUAAUUUCUCUCCUCGAUAAAAAGUCUGUUUCUCGUUAUCAUAAUUCGUUACGAUACAUCGCUCCUUGGAUUUGAACACGCAUCGAUGUAUUUUAGAAUGAAUUUCAGUGAAUUUUCAUGUCGAGGAACAAAACUAAUAAAAAGUAUCAAUUUCGUGG
Ooceraea biroi (clonal raider ant) is the source of this 2204-nucleotide messenger RNA. RefSeq names its product suppressor of variegation 3-9 (gene Su(var)3-9). Gene Ontology annotation, molecular function: translation initiation factor activity; tRNA binding; GTP binding. The record is from RefSeq and is a predicted model, not a curated record. Gene Ontology annotation, cellular component: cytosol; eukaryotic translation initiation factor 2 complex. Gene Ontology annotation, biological process: formation of translation preinitiation complex. NCBI's taxonomy places the organism in Eukaryota, Metazoa, Arthropoda, Insecta, Hymenoptera, Formicidae.